AUGGCUGCUAUGCUUGAGUUCCGAACGAGGGGCUUCAAUCCAUACGCCGUCAAGUACUCUCCUUACUAUGACAACCGAGUGGCCGUGGCCUCGGCCGCCAACUUUGGCAUCGUGGGCAAUGGCCGUCUCUUUGCGCUUGGUCUGACGGCUGCUGGCAUCCAGGUGGAGAAGACCUUCGAUACGAACGACGCACUGUACGACCUAGCGUGGUCCGAGAUAAACGAGAACCAACUGCUCGCCGCAUGCGGUGAUGGCUCCAUCAAGCUGUUCGACCUCGGCGUCGACACCUACCCAGUCAUGAACUACCACGAGCACAAGAGGGAGACAUUCUCGGUGUUCUGGAACCAGACGACAAAAGACACCUUCGUCUCAAGCUCAUGGGACGGCACCGUCAAGAUAUGGUCGCCAACCCGCCCACAGUCCCUCAAGACCCUCCCCAUCGGCAGCUGCACCUACAGCGUGUCCUUCUCCCCGCACAACCCGGCCCUCAUCUCCGCCGUCUCCUCAGACUCGCGCCUCCGCGUCUUCGACCUGCGCACCCCGCCCUCGGCCAAGUACCACCUGGUGCACGACGUGCCGGUGCACCAGACGCCCGCGGCCCGCAUCGCAGGGGCGCCGCCAGGCCUGGGGCCGGGCCAGCCCGCCGAGGUGCUGACGCACGACUGGAACAAGUACAGCCCCACGGGGGUGAUCGCGACGGCGGGCGUGGACCGCGCCAUCCGCACCUUCGACCUGCGCGCCCCCUACGCGGGGCCCGUCGCCGUCCUCGAGGGCCACGGCUACGCGGUGCGCCGGCUCGCCUGGAGCCCGCACGCCAGCGACGUCCUCGUCAGCGCCAGCUACGACAUGUCGGUGCGCGUCUGGACCGACGGCUCCACCAUGGCGCCGCCCGCCGACCCGGGCCCCGCGGGAGAUCUGGGUGGCGCCCCCGUGCGUCCGGGCGUGCAGCUCGGGCUGAUGAACCGCCACACCGAGUUCGCGACGGGUGUCGACUGGUGCCUGUUUGGGGCGGGCGGCUGGGUGGCUUCUGCCGGGUGGGACGAGAGGGUUCUGCUCUGGGAUGCGAACUCGCUCAUAAGAAGAUAG
Diaporthe citri is the source of this 1086-nucleotide messenger RNA. RefSeq lists its product as uncharacterized. The record is from RefSeq and is a predicted model, not a curated record. Gene Ontology annotation, molecular function: protein binding. The coding region runs from base 1 to 1086 and encodes 361 amino acids. Gene Ontology annotation, cellular component: cytosol; peroxisomal matrix. Lineage: Eukaryota; Fungi; Ascomycota; Sordariomycetes; Diaporthales; Diaporthaceae. Gene Ontology annotation, biological process: protein import into peroxisome matrix. The transcript is spliced from 3 exons.